Molecule: messenger RNA, 1889 nt
Organism: Exophiala mesophila
Lineage: Eukaryota; Fungi; Ascomycota; Eurotiomycetes; Chaetothyriales; Herpotrichiellaceae
Exons: 1
Coding region: 95-1873 (592 amino acids)
Biological process (GO): spliceosomal complex assembly; mRNA processing; protein deubiquitination
Molecular function (GO): cysteine-type deubiquitinase activity; zinc ion binding
Source: RefSeq, a predicted model, not a curated record
CCAGUCUCAGACGUCAACUCUCGAAGACUCUCGACACAUUUGCCAUACCAUGAGACGCGAGCAACGAGCAACGAGCCACGAUUGUCCAUAAGCAAUGGCGAAACGAAAAUCCGAAGAACCUCUCGAAGCUCUCUCAAAUGUCCCUUCACCCGCAAGCAAGAAGGCACGUGUGGAAGAUGUGAUUGAAGAGGAGGACUCUGGCUACACCAAUGGGUUAUCUGCGCGUUCAGCUGCUCAAAACACCAAAUCCCAGACCUCUACCGUAAAUUCAACCAACAGCAAUGGCUACGAUGACCGGUCUGCGAAUUCCAGCGACGAUGAAUCUGAUGACGACCAAGACCCAGACAGAACAUCAAUUGCGCCCCUCCGGCAAACUGCCCCCACGGAAGGAUAUAGCGAUCUUUAUCUAGACACGAUCAACCGGUCCCUGCUUGAUUUCGACUUUGAAAAGCUAUGCUCAGUCACCUUGGCUAACAUCAACGUCUAUGCCUGCUUAGUCUGUGGCAAGUAUUUCCAAGGACGAGGACCCAAGUCGCAUGCCUAUUUCCACGCCCUUGACCUUGACCAUCAUGUCUACAUCAACUUGGAGACCCAAAAGGUCUAUGUGCUCCCCGAAGGCUAUGAGGUCCAUAACAAGAGCUUGGACGACAUCAAGUACGUGGUCGAUCCUAAAUUCUCCGAAGAAGAGGUCAAGAAGUUGGAUCGAGUCCCCAAAGAGUCGACCGAUUUGGCAAACAAAAAAUACAGGCCAGGUUUCAUUGGGAUGAAUAAUAUCAAGGCGAAUGAUUACCUGAAUGUUGUGGUGCAGACCCUGGCCCAUAUCGCUCCUUUACGAAACUUCUUUCUCCUUCACCAAUUCCCUCUGACUGCCGCACAACUGCCUAUCCGAACCAGCACACUCAUAAGGAAGCUAUGGAAUUCCAAGGCAUUUAGAAACCACGUCUCGCCGCAUGAGUUGUUGCAGGAGAUUGCUCUGAGGUCGUCUAAGAGGUUUACACUGACUCAACAAUCCGAUCCCGUGGAAUUUAUGUCGUGGUUUAUGAACAAUCUACACCUUGCUCUAGGAGGCUCGAAAACGAAACCAUUAUCCUCAAUCAUUCAAAGAACCUUCCAGGGCAAACUAAGAGUCGAGUCUCAAGAGAUCACGGCCAAGUCUGAUGUGUCCGGAGAUCGCUUGAGGUUUGAAGACUCGUCAAUCAUCAAGACCACCACCACUCCUUAUAUGAUCCUAACUUUAGACCUGCCUCCGAUACCACUUUUCCGUGAUGCCGUCGAGUCCAAGAACAUCAUCCCUCAGGUGCCAUUGACUACUCUACUUCAAAAGUAUAAUGGUAUCAACGCUUCAGAAAAGUCGUCACAGCGGGUCCGCCACCGACUUCUCCAUCCUCUUCCUCCUUACCUCCUCUUUCACACCAAACGCUUCUCCGUCAACAAAUUUGUAUCCGAAAGAAAUCCCACCAUUGUGACAUUCCCCUCGCCGCGAGGACUUGACAUGUCACCGUAUGUCGAACCCAAUCCCGCGCUUCACCCACCUGGCGAACCCAUCUACUAUGAAAUGGUCGCCAAUAUCAUUCUCGACACGACUUCGAUGUCGACGGGAGGCGGCGAAGAUUCAAACGCUGCGGAUGCUGCCAAUAAAGCCGUGGGAGGAGAAGGGUCAAAAGUGGCAUGGAAGGUCCAGCUUCGGGAUAAGGCGGCAACCGUAGCGCAAAGGAAUGACCUGCCUGAAUGGCUAGAAAUCCAAGAUCUUUGGGUGGAGAGGGCUGAAGCUGAGACUUUGUUUACAAGAGAGAGCUACCUCAUGGUUUGGGAACGGAGAAAGGAGAAGACAAAGACCACGAUAAAUGGCAGUGGCAAAGGCAAAGCGAAGUAGCGUAACUCUUGUAAUC